Messenger RNA from Pezoporus flaviventris, 995 nucleotides. RefSeq names its product prolactin-releasing peptide-like. Bases 83 to 409 code for a protein of 108 amino acids. The transcript is spliced from 2 exons. The record is from RefSeq and is a predicted model, not a curated record. Lineage: Eukaryota; Metazoa; Chordata; Aves; Psittaciformes; Psittacidae. Gene Ontology annotation, molecular function: hormone activity.
UCCUUCACCUUGAGAGCUUUAACUCAUAACGUGUUCCCUAUGUUCACUUACCUCCUCACAGCCUUCCCACCGCUGCUCCAUCAUGUGGCAUCCAAUCUCGUGGACACCGCGUGCCCAGUGGUCACCAAAGCACUUAAAGAUGGUCACUGUCUACCUGCUGGUGCUCCUGGUAUCGCUCAGCUUUGCUUCAGGACAGAGCAGACCAUUUAAACACCAGAUAGACAACAGGAGUCCUGAGAUCGAUCCUUUUUGGUACGUGGGCCGUGGCGUGCGCCCCAUCGGUCGCUUUGGGAAGAGGCACCUGAGGAGCAGCCCUGACAGCCUAAGGCCUGCAAGCAGACACCUGGAUUAUAUCUUGAACACUUUGUGGGAGCACAAAGUGUUGGGCACACAAGACAGUGACUGGUGACCUCUGUUCCCUGAGGUGGCAACCCAACCUCUGUGCUUGGAAUCACAUCCUCCCCUGCACCUCAGGCACCAGUUCUGCUUUUGCCUAGCAAUCCCACCCUGCUCUUCUUUCUGCUCCUUGUGCAAGUUCCUUCAAAGAGAAACGUGUUCAGGGUGAAGGUAAAAGGCAUGGACACUAGAACUAAGUGCCACCACAGCUUAUUCUUUGUCUUCUGUCCCCACCCAUUUCCUGAUGCUGUUCACUGUAACGUUCAGUCUACCAAAACGCACACAGCCUUUGUGCUGGGAUUUAAACUCUGCAGUGUUAAGUCUAUCAUGAAACCUUCCUGUCACAUUUCAAAGUAAAUGGCUGUUGAUAUGUAAAAAAUAAAAAGCAAUGGUUGGAAGAAAGAAUAAAGGCUCUCAUUAAUUUUUAAUGUACCUGCAGUAAUGCUGGUGCUCUCUGUGUAGUUUUUACAUAGCUUGUUAGCAUCCACCUGUAGGAAUGUUGCCCUGAACUGUCCACUGGCACUUCAUGAUUCUUCCUGUGCUGCUGGAGAGGUAUCUCACUGAACAAAAAGCUGCUCCUAUCAAGGAUAAGUGUUUUC